Molecule: messenger RNA, 1171 nt
Organism: Peromyscus maniculatus bairdii (prairie deer mouse)
Lineage: Eukaryota; Metazoa; Chordata; Mammalia; Rodentia; Cricetidae
Gene: Hsd11b1
Product: hydroxysteroid 11-beta dehydrogenase 1
Biological process (GO): steroid catabolic process
Cellular component (GO): endoplasmic reticulum membrane; intracellular membrane-bounded organelle
Molecular function (GO): steroid binding; 11-beta-hydroxysteroid dehydrogenase (NADP+) activity
Source: RefSeq, a predicted model, not a curated record
CCUCCCCCGUCCCUGAUGUCACAAUUCAGAGGCUGCUGCCUGCCUGGGAAGUUGUAGAAAGCUCUGCAGAUUUUCUCUGUGUGUCUACAGGGCUCCCUGAGCCAGGUCCCUGUCUGAUGGCGUUUAUGAAAAAAUACCUCCUCCCCAUUCUGGUGCUCUUCUUGGGCUACUACUAUUCUACAAAAGAAGAGUUCAGACCAGAAAUGCUCCAAGGGAAGAAAGUGAUUGUCACGGGGGCCAGCAAAGGGAUCGGGAGAGAAAUGGCAUAUCAUCUGUCAACGAUGGGAGCCCAUGUGGUAUUGACUGCGAGGUCUGAGGAAGGUCUCCAGAAGGUGGUGUCUCGCUGCCUUGAACUUGGAGCAGCCUCUGCUCACUACAUUGCUGGCACCAUGGAAGACAUGAUGUUUGCAGAGCAAUUUGUUCUCAAAGCAGGAAAGCUCAUGGGUGGACUGGACAUGCUCAUUCUCAACCACAUCACUUACACCCCUAUGACUUUCUUCCACAAUGAUAUCCACUCUUUGCGAAAAAUCAUGGAGGUCAACUUCAUCAGCUACGUGGUCCUGAGCGUCGCUGCCUUGCCCAUGCUGAAGCAGAGCAAUGGCAGCAUUGUCGUCAUCUCCUCCGUAGCCGGGAAAAUGGCCCAGCCGAUGUUGGCUCCCUACUCUGCAAGCAAGUUUGCUCUAGACGGGUUCUUUUCUACCGUUAGAAAAGAACACAUAAUGACUAAAGUCAACGUGUCCAUCACUCUCUGUGUUCUUGGCCUCAUAAAUACAGAAACGGCCAUGAAGGCAACCUCUGGUAUAUUCACUGUCCAAGCUGCUCCCAAGGAGGAAUGCGCCCUGGAGAUCAUCAAAGGCGCAGCUCUGCGGAAAGAUGAGGUGUACUAUGGCAACUGGAGAUGGAGCUCUGUCCUACUUAGUAACCCAGGAAGGAAGAUCCUGGAAUUUUUUUCAAUAAAGAACUAUAACUUAGAUUUGUAAGCAACUAGGAACUUCUAAGGCCUAGCAGAAGUCUUGGAACAGUUCUACCUGAUAUUUCUGUGAGCCCCACCCAUGAAAGCACAUUCCCAGAGAUAUACAAAUCUUGGGGUACCCCUCAUCAUGAGAAAAAGUUCCUCUGACACUUGCACAGUGGAAACAUAAUUAUAAUAAAUGUCACGAACCACUCUGGA